Messenger RNA from Meloidogyne enterolobii, 927 nucleotides. The record is from the annotation of a GenBank genome assembly. NCBI's taxonomy places the organism in Eukaryota, Metazoa, Nematoda, Chromadorea, Rhabditida, Meloidogynidae.
AUGUCAUGGAGAGAUCCGCGUUUAGUGAGUAGUUUGACAACAAUUUUAGUUAAAGAAGAGGAAAUUUUGGAAAAAAUAUGGAGACCAGAUCCAUUCUUUGAUGUAAAGGAGGCUGAAUUUCAUGAAGUUACUUUUCUAAAUUUCCUGAUGCGUAUAUUUAAUGAUGGGCUGGUUCUUUACGAAACUAGAAUAAAGCUCAAACCAGCAUGCAAUUUAGUUCUUUGCAAAUAUCCACACGUUGCUUAUCCUCUACCAACUGUUCGGUUCGAGUGGUUUUCUAAUAGAAAAAAUGCUAUUGAUAAGAAUCCGGAGGUCAGACUUCCAGAACUUUAUAUUGACAAUUACGAGCCUGCAAAGUGUAAUAGAUCUCGAAAAAGUGGAGAAUUUGCUUGUCUUCGUGCAAUUUUUAGACUGAAGCGUGACGUUGGUUUCCACAUUGCUCAAACAUACAUUCCUACUUCACUUGCUUUGAUGUUCUCAUGGGUAGGGGUUUGGUUACCAGAGGAAUUUAUGGAAGGGAGAAUUGGUGUUGCAAUUACUGUAUUAUUAACACUCUCUACUGAAUCGGCUGGAGCUCGCGAACAUUUGCCAAGUGUAUCAUAUUUAAAGGCAAUCGAUCUAUGGUUCGGAUUUGUGACCGGUUUUGUCUUCUUCACCCUUUUACAAACACUUUUCGUCAUCGGUUUUGAUAAACGAGCAAAUCAAUUGAGAAAAUGGGCUCAGAAGAAGCGACGGGGCACAUUGGAAUUAAGCCGAGAAGCGAGAGAGGAUAUGUCAGAAAGAGCUGAUAAAUAUCACAAAAUAGGUCGUUAUUUAGAUAAUUGUUGCCGUGUGUUUUACCCGCUUAGUUUUGCUUUAUUUCUUAUUCUCUAUUAUUUUAUGCUGACUGAAGGGCGUCAGGAUGAUUGUUUCACAACAAAUGAAUAG